Molecule: messenger RNA, 936 nt
Organism: Salvelinus namaycush (lake trout)
Lineage: Eukaryota; Metazoa; Chordata; Actinopteri; Salmoniformes; Salmonidae
Gene: barhl1a
Product: BarH-like homeobox 1a
Exons: 3
Coding region: 1-936 (311 amino acids)
Biological process (GO): regulation of transcription by RNA polymerase II
Cellular component (GO): nucleus
Molecular function (GO): DNA-binding transcription factor activity, RNA polymerase II-specific; RNA polymerase II transcription regulatory region sequence-specific DNA binding
Source: RefSeq, a predicted model, not a curated record
AUGGAGGUCUCCACAAACGGGUCGAGUUUUGGUGUUGACUCUCUGCUGUCUCACAGACCAGCAAGCCUACAUAUUUUGAAAGCAGAAAGUUCGAUCGAAAAAUGCGGGUGUCCACUGGAGUUAAGCCCGAGGUCCGUCCUGGAAAGCGGCUGCUCAUCUCCUCUCUCCCCGCGACCGGAAUCUGUCGAAGAUGCAAUACACAGACAUGAUUUUGCACUGGAGUCCUCGCUACAGCAUGGGCAACUGCCCCAGCCACGGACAGUCGCAUCAUCUUUUCUUAUUCGGGAUAUUCUUGCAGACUGUAACAAACCACUUGCAGCAUGUGCCCCAUACAAGAGUCAUGAACAUCCCAUGCCAGACUCCGAGCAUUUUGAGUCCAAAAUAGCGGACGACUUUAUGGAUAAAAUCGACAGCAACUCGUCCUCGGACAAUGAAUACAAAGCGCGAGACCGUGACAUGGACAGCAGCAGGGACAGUCCGUCGUCUCGGCUGAAGAAGCCCCGGAAAGCUCGAACCGCUUUCAGUGAUCACCAGCUGGCCCAGCUCGAGCGCAGCUUCGAACGGCAGAAAUAUCUGAGUGUGCAGGACAGAAUGGAGUUGGCAGCUUCGCUCAACCUCAGCGACACUCAGGUCAAAACUUGGUACCAGAACAGACGAACGAAAUGGAAGCGACAGACCGCGGUUGGACUGGAAUUGUUGGCCGAAGCUGGCAACUACUCGACUCUUCAAAGAAUGUUUCCCUCGCCAUAUUUUUACUCACAAAGUCUGGUUUCGAACCUAGAUACCACAGCGGGCUUAUAUCUGUACAGAGGACCCUCGGCACCACCACCUAUCCAGCGUCCGCUGUUUCCACGAAUCCCCCUCCAUGGUCUUCAGGGAGGCGGGGAGCCGCUCUCCUCUCUAUCUGGGGUCCUCCCUCGACCUACACAUCGAUGA